This is a messenger RNA of Monopterus albus (swamp eel), 1731 nucleotides long. Its product is annotated as GTPase IMAP family member 4. The record is from RefSeq and is a predicted model, not a curated record. Gene Ontology annotation, molecular function: GTP binding. The transcript has 3 exons. The coding region runs from base 306 to 1316 and encodes 336 amino acids. Lineage: Eukaryota; Metazoa; Chordata; Actinopteri; Synbranchiformes; Synbranchidae.
GUGACACGGGUUAUUGAAGGGAAUACAUGUUUUAAUGGCUUGAAACUGUGACAGAUCUCAGACCUCUUCAUAUCUACCAGGACACUGUUGGGCUGGAAUGAUAAGAAACCCAUUUAGUCGUCUGGCACAGGGCCCCCGGUCCGAGAAGCCGUGCACAAGCCCCCACCACAGAUGGAGCUGUGUGCACCUCUGGAGACGUCAGUCAAGUUUAGUCCAGAAUCAGAGGCAGGGCUGAGUCAGUCUGCAGGAACCAGGAAGUGUGUCUAUCUCUGACUCAACAAAGUACGGCGGAGAACAGGACCAGAAUGUCCGCGUCUGCUUCACUGUCGGAGCUGAGGCUGGUGGUGCUGGGCCGGACCGGGGCAGGAAAGAGAUCAGCAGUCUGCACCAUCCUGGGCCUGCAAGACUCCGAGCAGGGCGAAGACCCAGCAGUCACACAGGAGUGCAGCAAGCACCGAGGACAAGCAGCAGGCAGACAGGUGGCGGUAGUGUCCAGCCCCCCCUGGUUCGGCUCAGAGUGUAACCCAGAGGGGAGGAGGAAACACAUCUCCUCCUUUAUUGCCUUAUCCAGCCCUGGACCACAUGUCUUCCUGCUGUGUGUCCCUGUGAACCAGCCUGCUGAUGGAGAGGCCAAGGCCCUGGCUGUCCUCAACAAACUGUUUGGCCCCUCUGCAGUGAGCAGACACACCAUCGUCCUCUUCACUCACAUGGAGGAGUUGGAGGAGGAUGAGCAGCUGGACGAAUACCUCACCACAUGGCGCCAGGACCUCCUGGAGCUGGUGGGAAAAUGUGGCAACCGCUACCACACCCUGGAAACCCGCGGUGAAGAACCAGGGAAUAGCACAACUGUUGAGGAGCUGCUGGAGAAGGUUGAACAGGUGUUGAGAGGGAGCGGUGCACAACACCUGAGCUGCCCCCUGUACCAGGAGGCCGAGGACAGGGUGAGGAAGAGGCAGGUGGAGAUAGUGAGGCAGCGCAGAGGAGAGGAGCCAAGUGAAUCCUCGUCAGAAGUCGUGACAGAAGAGGAAAUGGAAACGGUGCGGGAGGAGGCGGAGAGCAGCAUCAGUGACCUGGACGUGGAUAUUGACGGCAUUUUCCCCGCCACCAGCGUCUCCCAGGCGUCCUCCUUUCCCUGGAGCCUCUGGGAGAAGCUGAAGAGCUGGCUGAGCUGGCUGCCUACACUGGUGAGGAGGGAGGCCUUGUUUGGAUCCCUGGUUGGCCUGUUUGUGGGGGGCCAGUAUGGAGGGAUGCUGGGCACCACUGUGGGAUCUGUUGCUACUGAGAUGGGGAGAAGGAAGACAGAGAAAACUAAAUAGGAGGUCACCUCAUGUGGAUGUAUGUUGCAUUAAGUUGCACUGGUCACUAGUGUCACUGAGUUAUGGGCUGGUCAGAAUAGCAUUUAUUCUUAUUUUCUGCCAGGAACCACUCUGUAUUUUCUACUGGUUUUAUUAAUGGUGAAUAAAUGAUUUUUCAUAGAUCAGAAAAAUGAAGAAGAAAUUAAGAAUCCCUUUGGCUGCUGUUGAUCUUCCUCUAGCACACCUUGCUGUCUCCAUUUAGGUUAGUGAUUCAUCUUGAUGGCUUAAACUCAGCUACUAAAUGUAAACGAUUCAUUAAUCAUCUGACAGUAAAACCUGAUGAACCAGCAGAUUUUUGGCCAAAGACAAACACAACACUGACAUAUGUUAGCAAACAGCUGCCCACAUCCAUCCAUUAUCUCGAAAACCAAUCGAG